AUGGAUGCUGUUAAUUCAUCCUCUGAUCGUAUCCUUGCUAGCUUCCCAAAUCUGGAAGCUGCAGAUUUGCUGCAAAAGUUGUCAUUGGAUUCAGAGAAUAAGGCUGUUGAAGUUCCUGAGGCCACAAAUGAGGCCAUUUAUGGUGAGAAUGGCUCUCUCACCUACCAGCAGAAUUAUGGUGCUGUGCCAUAUGGAGCAUAUGCUUCUCCAGCUUCAUCUGUUCCUGCUAUCGGAAAUGACGGUCAAGUGCUUGGCUUACAAGAAUAUCACUAUCCAAGUCCUUAUUACCAGUCAUCAACUCAAAACAUUAGGCCUUCAGGUCCUAACCAAGCCGGUGCUCCUCUUGUGGAGGCUCCAGUGUCACUAGCAGCUGAUCAAGCAUCUUUAUCAGUUGAAGGAACUAAAGGAAAACCAAAUGUUGUACUAAAUGGUGGAAGUGUGAGUGGAAAUAAGGGGCCAAACCAACCGAGACCAGUUUACCAGAACUCAUCUUUAAAUGCAAACAGUUCCUACAGAAGAGGAGGCUACCAAACAGGUGUUCCUUCUCCAACUUAUCAAGAUCCAAGGAUGAGUUUUGACGGGAGUCACCUUGCUUCUGGGAGGAAUAACAAUCUUCAUCUCUUUCCACACUUCUUGAAUGCGUCUCAUGCUCGACCGGCAUCUGGUUUGGGCCAGUCAUAUGCAUACAUGAAUCACAUGUACCCUAGUCACGGGAUGUAUGGACAUUAUGGAAACAUGAUAAGUGCUGGUUCUGGCUUUGGAUCUUAUGCAUAUGAUUCUUCUUGGAAAAAUGGGCAAGGAUGGGGUGCUGAUAAUAAAUACAAAAACCGGAGUCGCGGUUAUGGUGUUAUCGGCUAUGGAAAAGAGAAUAUGGAUGGAUUAAAUGAGCUAAACCGAGGACCUAGAGCAAAGGGCUUUAUGAACCAAGAAGGUGUUGGACCUGUAGCACUUACGGCUAAAGAGCAGAAAUUUCCAGCGAGUGAAACGUUCAAAGAAAAUAAUAUGCCUCUUCUUGAUACGCAACAGUACAACCGAGAGGAUUUUCCUGGGGAUUACUUAAAUGCAAAGUUCUUUGUCAUCAAAUCCUACAGUGAGGAUGACAUCCAUAAUAGCAUCAAGUAUAAUGUAUGGUCCAGCACACCAAAUGGCAAUAAAAAGCUGGAUGCAGCUUAUCAUGAAGCAAAAGAGAAACCAGAUGGGUGUCCUGUAUUUCUAUUUUUCUCUGUAAACACCAGUGGACAAUUUGUUGGAAUAGCAGAGAUGGUAGGACCUGUUGAUUUUAACAAAACAGUGGAGUACUGGCAACAGGACAAGUGGAUUGGUUGCUUCCCCGUGAAGUGGCAUCUGAUUAAGGAUGUACCAAACAAUUUAUUGAGGCACAUAACUCUUGAAAACAAUGAGAAUAAACCAGUCACAAAUAGCAGGGAUACUCAGGAGGUUAACUUUGAGAAGGGUAUACAAGUUAUCAAAAUAUUCAAGGAUCAUUCAAGCAAGACCUCCAUCCUUGAUGAUUUUGAAUUUUAUGAAGAUCGGCAGAAGAAGAUUCAGGAGAAAAAGGCUAAGCAGCAGCAUUUAAAGACACAGGUUUUAGAUGGGAAGACUGAUAAUAGCGUAGAAAAGAAUGAUAGGAUUAAAGAUACAUCUUUAGGAAAAGAAAGUUUGCAAAAAUCUUUGGAUGGAACACCGCAAAAGGAACUGGUAGGUGAAACACCAGCUAAAGUAAUUGAGGCAAAUGGGAAACCUAGGCUGCUCGAACAGAAUGGCGUAUCCACCAAGGAUGUUGAAGAAACAACGGAGGGUGCUGUAAACGUUGUGUUGUCUGAGAAGAAAGUUACUUCAAAUGGAGUUGCUAGUGGAGUUGCUAGUGCUUGCUAAUUUUCUCACAGUAUAUUGAUUUCAGUUUAGCAUAGAGUUGUAGUUUUUAUUUUUCUGUUUUUUUGAAAGAAAUCAAUCUUGGCUGCAAAUUAGCUUGCAAUUACUAGUGUUUAGCAUAUGGAGACCAAAUUCUAUGUUUUUCUUUUCUUUUUUCAAAACUUGCCGUUUAUCUCCCUUCGUUUUUUGUUCCCCACCAGUUUUACUAGUUGAGCAUAAAAAAACUCUGUUAGUUCUUCUAAUGGAAAUUGAAGGCAGGAGUUUCUGUUGCCUUUUCA
Messenger RNA from Carica papaya (papaya), 2150 nucleotides. RefSeq names its product YTH domain-containing protein ECT3. Lineage: Eukaryota; Viridiplantae; Streptophyta; Magnoliopsida; Brassicales; Caricaceae. The record is from RefSeq and is a predicted model, not a curated record. Gene Ontology annotation, biological process: mRNA destabilization. Gene Ontology annotation, molecular function: mRNA binding. Gene Ontology annotation, cellular component: cytoplasm.